AUUGAUCUAUCGCUUUAAUUGAUUAUGAUAAAUCAGCAGAUUCUUCAAGAAAUACCUAUUUCAAAUAUUGAAGUUGCUGAAAUUCCUCUCAAGUAAUUUAGCUAAAGAAAAAUAUUUAGUCAAGAUGCGCCCAAGAAGAAAAAUAAUAAGUAUUAAAUAGUUCUUUCCAGACAUCAAAAAAAGGAUUAAAGUUUAUUUACUGAGCCUUCCAAAGUGAAGAGUGUCAGAUUUAAGGAGGAGAUUGAAAUUAUAGAUGGAGAUAUUUUAUAUAAUCAUGAGCAAACAACAGCUUAGCUUGUAUAAAGAGAAGAAGAAAAAGCUCCUGUUCCAUCAAUCCUGUUUCCUGUCAAUAAAAUCAGCUUUCCUAUAAGUAUGGAUUAAGUUAGAUAAUAAAUUGAUAGUGAUCUUCUUUUAUCAUUCUAAAAAUAAACUAAAAAUAUACAAACUCCUCCUGAAAUCCCAAAAAGAUUUUAAAGUGUCAGCAGACAAGAAAGAGAUAAAAAAGCUAAUCGCUUAAAUAAUGCGUUUGAUCCUUGGAACGUCAAUUAUACAUUUGCACCCGUAUCAAAUAGGUCUUCUUCUUCAUAAACUUCUUCAGCAUAGCAUAAUCUGAAAAGCCAAAACAAUUCUUAUCAAUAUAUAUAGGAAUAUAGUGAAUAGUAUUCUUAUAGAAGCUUUUAUAAAGUAAGCACAAAUUCCUCUAAUAAUAACAUAAAUUCAUCUCUAACUAGACCUAAAACGAAUCAGAAAUCACCAAAUGAUAAUUUAAACAAUCAUUAUCCUAUUUCAAACACAACACCAAUAGAAUAAUUAGUUGUCUAAUCUACUAAAAAUUCAUAUAAAACAAACUUCUCAUUUACAGAAACUGCUAGCAAUUAUAAAAAUUUUGCUCCUUCGAUUUCAAAUACUCCAACUAAGAUUUAUAAUUAAAACCGCUUAGAGUAUGUAGAAUAAGACAAUACUGAUAAUCUGCCUUAAAUAUAUAGAGUGGCUUUCAAUUCAAAAGCAACAACCCCAAUAAAUAGUAAUAAUUGUUCUACAAAAGCAUCAUCAUAAAUGACUAACAACUCUAUAAUAAUUCAUAAAGACGAAGAUUAGCAGCAACUUGGAGAAAUGCUUAAUCAGCUUAAAAAUCAUAUUAUCCUCAAAAAAUAAUAAAAUUAAAUUAAAACCAAAAGUAAGUCCCCAAGGAGACUUAAAAGACUAUCAAUUGAUAUAAGUAGCUAGCAGGUAAAAGACAAUAAUAAAACAUAAUAAAAAUUUUAAACCACAGCAUAUAAAUAAAGCAAUGAAUAGAAACCAAAUAAAAUGAUACCUGAUCAAAUAAAAAAUUCACUUUUUAAAAAAAUUGCAGAAUAAAGAUUAUAAAAAUAAAAUGAAGAAUGA
Messenger RNA from Tetrahymena thermophila SB210, 1386 nucleotides. RefSeq lists its product as hypothetical. NCBI's taxonomy places the organism in Eukaryota, Ciliophora, Oligohymenophorea, Hymenostomatida, Tetrahymenidae. The transcript has a single exon. The record is from RefSeq and is a predicted model, not a curated record.